Messenger RNA from Physeter macrocephalus (sperm whale), 4859 nucleotides. RefSeq names its product ATP-binding cassette sub-family G member 1. Lineage: Eukaryota; Metazoa; Chordata; Mammalia; Artiodactyla; Physeteridae. Gene Ontology annotation, cellular component: membrane. Gene Ontology annotation, molecular function: ATP hydrolysis activity; ABC-type sterol transporter activity; ATP binding. The transcript has 13 exons. Gene Ontology annotation, biological process: cholesterol efflux; transmembrane transport; cholesterol homeostasis. The record is from RefSeq and is a predicted model, not a curated record. Bases 37 to 1521 code for a protein of 494 amino acids.
GACGUGCUGCUGCCACACCUGACCGUGCACGAGGCCAUGAUGGUGUCUGCACAUCUGAAACUCCAAGAGAAGGACAAAGGCAGAAGGGAGAUGGUCAAGGAGAUCCUGACGGCCCUGGGCCUGCUGUCCUGCACCAACACGCGGACCGGCAGCCUCUCGGGCGGCCAGAGGAAGCGCCUGGCCAUCGCGCUGGAGCUGGUGAACAACCCCCCGGUCAUGUUCUUCGAUGAGCCCACCAGCGGCCUGGACAGCGCCUCCUGCUUCCAGGUGGUCUCCCUGAUGAAGGGGCUGGCUCAGGGGGGGCGGUCCAUCAUCUGCACCAUCCACCAGCCCAGCGCCAAGCUCUUUGAGCUCUUCGACCAGCUUUAUGUCCUCAGUCAAGGACAGUGUGUGUACCGGGGAAAAGUCUCAAAUCUUGUACCGUAUUUGAGGGAUUUAGGUCUGAAUUGCCCAACCUACCACAACCCGGCCGAUUUUGUCAUGGAAGUCGCGUCCGGUGAAUAUGGCGAUCAGAACAGCCGCCUGGUGAGAGCCGUCCGGGAGGGCAUGUGUGACUCUGACUACAGGAGAGAGCCCGGAGGUGAUGGCGAGGUGAACCCUUUUCUUUGGCACCGGCCCUCUGAAGAGGGCUCCACUUCCAUGGAAGGCUGUCACAGCUUCUCUGCCAGCUGCCUCACCCAGUUCUGCAUCCUCUUCAAAAGGACUUUCCUCAGCAUCAUGAGGGAUUCGGUCCUGACGCACCUGCGGAUCACUUCCCACAUCGGCAUCGGCCUCCUCAUCGGGCUGCUCUACCUGGGAAUCGGGAACGAGGCCAAGAAGGUCCUGAGCAACUCGGGCUUCCUUUUCUUCUCCAUGCUCUUCCUCAUGUUCGCAGCCCUGAUGCCCACUGUCCUCACGUUUCCCCUGGAGAUGGGAGUGUUUCUUCGAGAACACCUGAAUUACUGGUACAGCCUGAAGGCCUACUACCUGGCCAAGACCAUGGCUGACGUGCCCUUUCAGAUCAUGUUCCCCGUGGCCUACUGCAGCAUCGUGUACUGGAUGACGUCCCAGCCGUCCGACGCCGUGCGCUUUGUCCUCUUCGCGGCCCUGGGCACCAUGACCUCGCUGGUGGCGCAGUCCCUGGGCCUGCUGAUCGGAGCCGCCUCCACAUCCCUGCAGGUGGCAACGUUCGUGGGCCCCGUGACAGCCAUCCCCGUCCUCCUCUUCUCAGGAUUCUUCGUCAGCUUCGAUACAAUCCCCACCUACCUGCAGUGGAUGUCCUACAUUUCCUAUGUCAGGUAUGGGUUUGAAGGGGUCAUCCUCUCCAUCUACGGCCUCGACCGGGGGGACCUGCACUGUGACAUCGGUGAUACGUGCCACUUCCAGAAGUCGGAGGCCGUCCUCAGAGAGCUGGACGUGGAGAACGCCGAGCUCCACCUGGACUUCAUCGUCCUGGGGGUUUUCUUCAUCUCCCUGCGUCUCAUCGCCUACUUUGUGCUGAGACAGAACUUGGGAGAGACGCAGAAGCCGGCUCCAGGUUGAAGGAUGGCCUUGGAACCGUACGCACGAAGCCGUGUGGAAAUCUUUUCAAGUUACACGGAAAGUUGUGAGGUGAAAGUGGCCAUCUCUUUCAAAGUCUUUUAUUUUCCCCGUGCUUCUUAUUUUAAGCAAAAUAUACUGGGGUUUUUUUUCUUCCUAACUUUCCAAGCACCUUAAUUUUGCCUAAAACAAAAAUUCUAGAAAAUCAGUCCUGUUGAUUUUUUACAAACAUUUCUCUUCCCUGACAUAUCACAUCAACUACCUCCACUGAACCUGGGGAAGCUGGGCUUAGAGAGACUCCAGGUGUGAACGUUGUGGUAUCUGCAGGCGUAGCCCGCAAAAGAUUCUGCGCUCACUGCCCAGGAGGGAAGAUGCUGAGGUUUCCUGAGAACCCAAGGCCUUUGCCAGAAACUGGUGAAGGCUUAGUGUGGCCGAGGCGUCUGGAGCUCCGUCGAUCAUGCACUGAGAGCCGUGGGAGAUUCUGUCUCCCACAUCUGGUUUCCAUGGCAUCUCAGCGGCACCUUCACCUUCUCAGCGCCGGGCUAGCGUAGUCUUUCCAGACCAGGAACUCCUUUCCAGUGAUGCGGUCACAUAAGUAAAAUCCCUCUAGCACAGGAGCAGUGGGCGCAUCUGCAGGGUAAACGGCCUUUGAAUUCAUGGCGGGCGCCCGUGUGCUUGUUGACAGCAGCAUAUGACCCCAGUGUGGAGGGGACUCUGGCCAAAGAAGGUCCUCGGGAGGAAAACGGAAUCGCUCUCCCCUUCUAGAACGCCGUGAACCUGGAAUCAGGGCCCUCCUAAUGAAAGACUGUAUUCUUUGUGGACAGAUUCGUCCAUCUCCCUGAGCCUCAGUGUCCCCACCUGUAAAGAGCAGCACGAGAUCGUCCUCCAGGUCGUGUUCAGCUCUGAAAGGUUCUGAGAUUCCUAGGUUGUGUUGCAGAACCUUUAUUUCCUAUUUAAGAGAAUGAGAAAGGUGCACAUUUUACUCACACAUGGAUUUGAUUUGCAAGUGCUUAGAGGCCUCUUUUUCACCCUGAGAUCCCUUUUAGUGAACACAGUUGAGGUAUUUUCAAUGUAAUUUUACGUUUGCCUGUUUUACACCAGUGUGGCGUUGCCUUCCAGAUUAAGUUACUUAACCAGGGUCAAACGUAGCCUUUAUAAAGUCUUUAUUCAGUUUCAAGAUAGACUUGCCUGUACGAAUGUCACACGUAGGAAGACACACGUGGGAACAGCCUGGUGAAACAGAGAGUUGGGAAGAGGACAAGUCCUGGACCAUAUGCCUCAGAAUUACAUCAGCUGAGGCCAGCGUUGAAAGAUUUUUCCCCUCCAGGUGAGUCCUUCCCGUCGUGGGUCUGUGAGCCCAAGAAGGACGUGCACACGGGUGUUUUUUAAAGCAUGCUACUGGGAGUGCAGCGCGUACACUGAGGUCACCACCGCAGGAUAAUCUGAUUCGGAGGACCUGAGGCCGGGUCCACUGAGGAUGUCAACCUAGGAAGCCGCCUUCAUCGGCUUCAAGUGUCAGCAGUGCCCCUCGCCCCUCGCUCCAGCUUUCUCAUCCUAAACCCUCGGCAGCAUAGACCCAGACGCUGCAAUCUGGAUCUCAGAUGCUUCCCCCCUGCCUUUUGCCGUAGGGAAGAUAGAUAAAACACCUUAUUGCAAUAGCCCAAGAAAACAUGCAAGUAACUUGUUGAUUUUAUUUUUCUACGUAGGUGUCGUUAAGAAGCGGGAGGGGGGGCGGUGACGUGCUGCCUUUCACACACUGGAAUUUAAACCAGGCCGACUUCCCAAAUCUACUUCUUUUACGUAAUUUCUGAAUGUAAUGACUCAGAUCUUCAUCUCUGGUUUCGCUUCCUCGUUUAGAAGGAAGGAGGAAACAUCGGAUGAACGAAGCGCAGCCUUUCCAGUUGUUAGUAGAGAUGAAAGUGGAAGUCCAAAGGAUAUCACUGUUACAUGGAACUGGGGAGGGGAAGGGCCUCUGCUGGGUUCCGGUGCCUGCUCCGCGGAGGCGCCAGGGCCUGGGUCUGCUGACCAGCCCUCCCUCGGGAGCCGUGCACCUCUGUCCACGUUCAUAGCAUUCUGUGCCUCCGUUUCUUCUACCCUUGCUGGGUAUCAGCUCGAGAAUUAAAUGCUUCAAAAGCUCCUGUGUGGGUGACAUGGGAAGGAAAGAAAUCAGGUAAACAUUUUACAUAGAAGAUGCUGGAACCUGAUUAAGUCACCUUGUGGGGAGGGACUUCAGAACCAAGAAAUAGGACUUAAGCUUCUAGGUACAAACUCAUCCUGGAGACCCACAAAAAGGUCAUUUUCCCACCUGAGAAAGCACUGCCAGGAGGUCAGGGGCAGGCUGAAUCCAUGGGGUAGAAAGCCCUCCGCUGGGCUCACUGAGGAGAGAACAGCUUGGGCCUCAGUGCCCCGAGCAUCCUUCCUUGCCGGGUGGCCCGGGAGCUGGCCGGAUGCCUUACCAACGCCUCUGUUCAGUUGCUCACUCGGCAGACGUGUGUUGACCCACCCCUGCGUGCUUGGUGUGGCCCAGGCACAGGGGCUCGGAGCUCAGAGCGGGCUCGCCCUCCAGUGCUGGGGGGCCGGAGGGGAUCUCGUUCUGCAGACGCAGGGCGCCGAGGCUGGAGAGGGUCCGUGAGGCCCCGGGUCCAGGGCCAGGAAAGGGCCCAAGUCUGACCCCAAAUUCUCUUAUUUUUUGUUUUGCCGUAUUGCCUCCUGUUCAUAGCGUGCAAACGUACAUGAAAACGCUCUGCGAGGUCUGAAGUGCAAUACUAGGUUAGCUCUGGACUUUCUGUCACCAAACGGACAGCUGAGAUGGGGGGUAGCCUACGCCCCUUUCCUCAGUUGCCUGGCGUAGGGGUGUCCCGAGCUGGCCUGGGGGCCCAGCUUCUUACCCCCGGUCUCAGUGGGGAGGUGCCUUCCUCUGCCCUUUUGCUCAGCCUUAGCUUCUUAACUCAGCGUACCAGUGGUCUGGCUGGAGCCCGAGAGGGGCUGGUGUGUGUGCGUGUGUGUGUGUGCGUGUACACACGUGUGCACACACACGAGGGCACGUGCCAGCUCGAUCCGGGUAUGUAUCUCAUAGUAUUAUCUGUGGUGUUUCUAAAUCCUCAGUCGUCCUUUACUGCAAGAGAGGAAGAGAAAAUUCCCUCAUCUCAUGCCGCCGAGCAGUUGGCAAAGUGUAGUCAGAACCCACUAAGUCUUUCAGCAAAUGCCAGCUCGAUUAGAAUGUGACAGAAACCCAACCAAAACAGGCCAGCAGGGCGGAGGGUGGUGCAGCGUGUAUGGCUAUAAAGUUAGAUGCUCUGAAGAAAUAAGACUGCUAAUAAAAUAUUUUAUGUAAAACUUUU